Messenger RNA from Rotaria sordida, 483 nucleotides. NCBI's taxonomy places the organism in Eukaryota, Metazoa, Rotifera, Eurotatoria, Philodinida, Philodinidae. The record is from the annotation of a GenBank genome assembly.
AUGAAAGAGAUUUUUCAAGAAGAUCAGACGGCUAAACGAAAUAUAGUUAUUGUGUUUACCGAUGGAAAUUCGAAGCAUCCAGGGCAAACAACACAAUCAGCUAACAAUUUAAAACAUCAAAUUAAGAAUAUCGAAGUCUAUGCUAUUGGCGUAGCUGAUGCACAUCCUGCAGAAUUGAAAGCAAUUGCCACAACGACAGACCAUGUUUUUUUUGCUUCAUCAAUCACUAAGUUAGAUGAACAUUUUCAAGAGAUUGCAAAUGAAAUUAUUCCUUGUCCUCCAAUAAUGAAGCGUCCAUUUCCUUGGUGGAUACUAUUGGUUAUACUUGGUGUCUUACUUUUACUUAGUCUACUACUUGCUGGUUGCUUAUGGCUGAAACGUUGGCGAAAACUAGUUGAAGGACUUCCAACAAGAGCAUCAAAUGAAGAGAAAUCUGUUAAAGCAAAGAGACCUUACGCAGUUCAAAUGAUCUUUGAUGAUUGA